Messenger RNA from Ctenocephalides felis (cat flea), 1359 nucleotides. RefSeq names its product ubiquinone biosynthesis O-methyltransferase, mitochondrial (gene Coq3). The record is from RefSeq and is a predicted model, not a curated record. Lineage: Eukaryota; Metazoa; Arthropoda; Insecta; Siphonaptera; Pulicidae. Gene Ontology annotation, molecular function: 2-methoxy-6-polyprenyl-1,4-benzoquinol methyltransferase activity. Gene Ontology annotation, biological process: ubiquinone biosynthetic process. The transcript has 6 exons. The coding region runs from base 70 to 933 and encodes 287 amino acids.
AUUUAUUUUAAUGUUUUAAUUUAGUUUCUCAGAAGUAAUUAGAACGUUUACAUUCGUAAAUAAUUCAAAAUGUUGAAAAAUAUUUUAAACAGACGAAAAUGUGUUGUAGAGAAAUACCAUAGAUAUUUUGCAAAGUCGAUUUCAAAUCACUCUAACAAUGAAAACAUUAAUUAUCAAGAUGUUGAGCAUCAUUCAAAAAUGAAAGACCAUUGGUGGAACUUAAAUGGUCCUGUGAAAGGACUGCAUUCGUUGAAUGAACUACGAGUACCAUUUAUUCGUGAUGGUUUGGUGAAUUCAAAAAAAUCAAAUAAAGAAAACAAGUUUACAAGUAAGCCUUUAAGGGAUUUUAAACUUUUAGAGGUUGGCUGUGGGGGCGGUAUUCUGACAGAGCCAUUGGCCAGGUUAGGUGCUGAUGUCGUAGGACUUGAUGCUAGUGCAGAACUAAUUUCGGUAGCUGAAACUCAUAAGAUGCAAUCAGAAAAUAUGGACAAAAUUUUAUAUACAACCAAUUGUAUUGAAGAAUACUCAAACAAUAAUAAGGAAUGUUUUGAUGCUGUUAUUGUUUCUGAAGUAUUAGAACACAUCAAGGAUAAGAAUAUGUUUAUCGCAUCCUGUUUGAAAACAUUAAGACCUAAAGGUUCAAUAUUCAUUACAACAAUAAAUAAAAGCUUUAUGUCUUGGCUUUGCGGCAUAAUUAUUGCAGAAAGGUUAUUAAAUAUUGUACCAAACAAUACACAUGAGUGGGAUUUGUUUAUACAACCCCACGAGACACAAAGAAUUUUGGAAAUUAAUAACUGCCAUAUUCAAAAAUUACAUGGAAUGUUUUAUCAAGUAUGGAACAAUAGUUGGUCAUGGUGUUCAAACACUGACAUUAACUAUGCAGUGCAUGCCAUAAAAAAUAUUGAAGAUAGUGAUGCUUAUCAUGAUAAUUAGUUAUAAUAUACAAUAUUAAAUAAUCAAUUCAAGUAAUUUAUCUUUUUAGUAUUAUGAAGACAUCAUAUUCUAUUGAAUAUUUAUGUAUAUAUACAUAAUACUAAUUAUAUUAUAUAUAAUAAUAUAAUUAUAUAUAUAUAGUGGUGACCCAAUAUGAGAGUGUUCGGAGAUACGAGCCGCCAAUAAAGCGAUUUGUUGCUUUGACAUAUGAGUAAAAUCGAGAUACGAGCUUUGAGAGAUUAAGAGUUUCCUAAAAAAUGUUAAUGGCAAAGUGCAAAUAUGAUAAAUUUUGUCAGUUGUAACAAUGAUUUUGCUAUUGCUACCAUAGAAAUACUAUUUGGCUGUUUUAUGAUAGUAAAUUAUUUUGUAGUUAGUCAUUUCAAUUUCAUAUUCAUUGUGUACUAUCGAUUUACAUAUGCAAAUAUA